This is a messenger RNA of Mycena citricolor, 779 nucleotides long. The record is from the annotation of a GenBank genome assembly. Lineage: Eukaryota; Fungi; Basidiomycota; Agaricomycetes; Agaricales; Mycenaceae.
GGCGAGCUUAGCCUCGCGUCCCUCUCCUUCUCCCAAUGCUGGCCAUCUGAUCCUAGCCUUCUAUCCCCUUUUCUAUGCUGGCCAUCGGCUUCUUCUUGGCUGCAGCUAGUCUGCCGUUUUCCUACGCUGCCACUGCUACAUCCCAAUUACUAUUGGACGCGUCUGACCCUUCUCUUGUCUUUUCUGCUGGGUGGACAACGCAGUUCUCGAACGCAAGCGGAUCGGACUAUCUCCAGACGGACACAGUGUUGGGAUCACUCACGGCCUCUUUGCCCGCAAACACGUCCUCGGUCUCCUUUGUCGCCUAUCCUAGAGCAGGCGGUUCCUCCUACGGCUACACUGUCGACUGUCAAAAUGACUGCAUCCUGACCACCGUGAGCGCAACUGAUCCCUCGGCCGGAAACCCUAGCUUUGUACAGGCUUCUACGCUCUUCUCGCUGAACCUGGACCCGAGCUUCGAGCACAUUCUGCGCGUCUACAACAUUCCAAGCAACUUGCCGGGAGGUCAUAGCGAGAUUACAUUCGACCACCUGGCUGUUGACGUUCAGGACAAUGCACAAGGUGGUUUUCAGUCUUCUAACGCAUGCUUCUUCUGGACUGAUUACAUCUGCGUUCAGCACUGGAACGGAAGGGAAUCCAUCAAGCACCGCGUCGCUUUCCAGCAGUGUUCCCGUUGCACUUGCAACUACGACGGUGGGAAUCACACAGACAAGCAGUGCCCCAAGCUCGACAUCACCGAUCACAAGCAAUCCAACCUCAUCGCCGGCCGUGUCCGAUAG